AUGACCUCCAACAACGUCACCUCAGACGAGGCUCGUCGCGCUGCUCAGAGUUACCUCAACAACCGCCUCACCACAAAGACGGAUGGUCCAGCCAGGCCCUUCAAUGUUCCCGUCAUUGACAUCUCCUCGACCUUCAAUGGCACUCUUGAAGACAAACAAGCUGUAGCAUCCCAAAUCCGUGAUGCCUGCACCAACAGCGGCUUCUUCCAAAUUACUGGCCACAACGUCCCCGAAUCUGUUCGUCAAGGCGUGCUGAAGCAAGCCUCUCGCUUCUUCAAGCAACUGCCUCCUGCUCACAAGGAUGAACUGCACGUCAAGCACAAUGCCCUGAUGCGUGGAUGGGAACCUUCAGAUUACACAUACGUGAACCCUGAUGAUUGGGCUACUGCUGCUGUUCCCGAGACCAAAGAAGGCUUCAACUGGGGCUAUGAAAGUUCUCUCGACCCUACAGGUGGCGAUGGCAAAUACCGCGACUUGGAUGGCAGUACCGAGAACGGCAACGUCUGGCCCACUGAAUCCGCUCUUCCUGGGUUCAAGCAAGAUAUCGCCGAGUAUUAUGGACAAGUCCUGCAGCUCGCCCGUCAUCUCUUUAGACUUUUCGCUCUGAGUCUGCAGUUGCCUGAACAUCAUUUCGAUGAGAUGAUGACACAUCCUGGCGGUAUCUCUCGCUUGUUGUACUAUCCNCCCUCGAAAGAUCCAAAGCCAUUGGACCCCAACGAAGCGGAUAAGGAGGUCGGUCUUGGAUCCCAUACUGAUUACGAGUGCUUUACUCUGCUGCUUUCUUCCACAACUCAUGGUCUGGAGAUUCUCACACCCGAAAACGUCUGGACUCCUGCAGCCGCCGUGCAAGGUGCUUUCAUUGUCAACGUCGCAGACUUCUUGAUGAGAUGGACCAAUGGAGUUUAUAAGAGCACCAUUCACCGCGUUGUCAACAGGACUACCAACGAGAGAUACAGUGUUCCAUUCUUCUUCUCCAUCAACUAUGAUCAACAAGUCGAGGUAAGCGCACUGAUGCGUUACUUUAUAAGCGCGGUGCUAAUCAUAUCUCCANNGACUCUACCCAGCUGUGUCUCGGCUGAGAACCCGUCAAAGUACCCACCAAUUCGCGCUGGUGAAUACAUCCUUGAGCGUCUGAAGGCCACUGUCAAGGACGGUUGA
Molecule: messenger RNA, 1158 nt
Organism: Aureobasidium vineae
Lineage: Eukaryota; Fungi; Ascomycota; Dothideomycetes; Dothideales; Saccotheciaceae
Source: the annotation of a GenBank genome assembly